AUGGGCUUUGCUCCUCAUGUGGUGAUGGACAGGAGACCACACGCGGGAUGGGAGCGCGUUUCCGAAGAGGCAACCUUUGCCCACCACAACCUUGACACAGAGGAGAAUUAUACCAAAGACAAGGCUGUAGUGCAACUUGGAGACCCCGACAAUGUCGAUCUUAACGCCGACCGUGGAUUCCAGGAGCAAUUCGAGGAGGUAUCAGAUGCAAAACAGUGGGUAUCCGUUACCGAAGCUGCCCCAGUCAGUUUAGCGGUUCUGUGCGGACCCAACAGUAUGCUCUCUGUUCUUGACGCCCCGGAAUCCUGUGGAUACUCCUUAAAUCGAGGACAAUAUCAGAACGCCUUAACUGUCCGCUUUUCAGGCUGCCUCAUUAGUCGUCAGCGCUCAAAAUACCACCAAAUAUCCUGUAUUCCCCAGAACCAGCACUUGGCUUGUGGUUUCACUGGAAUCUCGUCUUCCAAGUGUUUGGUGAUGGGUUGCUGUGUGGAUUCGGCAACUUCCGCCUGCUUCUACCCAAUGGAUGAGUGCACUGCAGACCAUCAGUUUAUCUUUGCCGUUCACCAUAACCUCACUACUUUCUCUGUGACUCCCACCAAACCUGUGGUUGCUGGGAAGUCUCGCUGUGGCCCAGUCAUUGUCACUGAUAAGUUUGUCGUCUUCAAGUUCUCAGUCACUGAAUGUGGAACUCGCUCAUAUGAAGUUGGCAAUACCGUGAUCUACACAGCAGAGGUACAGACGGCCGUUCGAACCCUUAACCUGAAGUAUGGCAUAAUAUCCAGAGACAACCCCCGCAGAGUCAUGGUUGAGUGCCGCUACCCUAAAACGCUGGGUACCGUGCCGUCAGUGGCGAGUGUGGGCUACAUGGUGAAAAGCCCCAGUGUAACAUUCCCUUCAAAGGUGACAUCCAAGGGACUGUUUGGUGUCGAACUCAGGAUUGCUGAAGACAAAACCUAUACCAAGUACCUCAAACGGCACCAUCAGCCCCUGCGUCUCUUCCUGGGUAAACUUGUGUAUCUAGAAGUUCGUCUGACUUCUCCAAAUCCAGAGGCGACACUUUUGGUCAACUACUGUCUUGCUUAUCCCCGCUCUGCCAAGAAUGUUCUGGUGCUCAUUCACGAAGGGUGUGCCAACCCUCAGGACCCCAAUGUCUCCAUCCUUAAAUUCAGCAACCUGCCCCAGAACCGCCACCAGCGUCGCUUCAUGGUCCAAGCAUUCCAGUUCAUGGAUCAACAGACCAACAAGUAUCUGGAUGAGGAGAUCUACUUCAUGUGCUCUACUGAAGUGUGUAUGCCCACAGAAAAAACUUGUGAAGAGCGCUGUUUUGAUGGAAUUAGUAGAUCUACUACAUGUGCUCUAAAUAAAAUAACUGAGAAGAGUGCUGCUUUAAAUAAAAGGUCUGACAAUCUACAGGGUGACACAUCUGAUGCUUGAACAUGCUAAAGAAAUGUGGUAAUUUGACUAAUGCAUAUUAAAUAUUUUUUUAAAUCUUG
Oncorhynchus gorbuscha (pink salmon) is the source of this 1493-nucleotide messenger RNA. Its product is annotated as zona pellucida sperm-binding protein 4-like. Gene Ontology annotation, molecular function: structural constituent of egg coat; acrosin binding. Gene Ontology annotation, biological process: binding of sperm to zona pellucida; prevention of polyspermy. Bases 1 to 1434 code for a protein of 477 amino acids. The transcript is spliced from 13 exons. Lineage: Eukaryota; Metazoa; Chordata; Actinopteri; Salmoniformes; Salmonidae. The record is from RefSeq and is a predicted model, not a curated record. Gene Ontology annotation, cellular component: egg coat.